Pseudocercospora fijiensis CIRAD86 is the source of this 570-nucleotide messenger RNA. RefSeq lists its product as uncharacterized. Lineage: Eukaryota; Fungi; Ascomycota; Dothideomycetes; Mycosphaerellales; Mycosphaerellaceae. Gene Ontology annotation, molecular function: peptidyl-tRNA hydrolase activity. The annotation marks the transcript as partial. Gene Ontology annotation, cellular component: mitochondrion; cytosol. The record is from RefSeq and is a predicted model, not a curated record. The transcript has 4 exons.
CCAGGUGCAGGCGCAUACGCCCUCAGCGCGGCCGUCAUUGCCUUCUCGCUGGGCUAUCUCGCCGGACAAGGACGGGCCAUCGGCUUGUUCGGCGGGUCGGCUGCUCGCAACACGGCCACCGCACGCGCGCACGACGACGACGACGACGACCAUUCUUCACACGUAAGCGCAUCGUCUUCUGAUGACGAGGCGUCCUUCGCGCGCACCACAGAAGAAUGCAAGCUGGUCCUGCUUGUGCGGAGCGAUCUUGGCAUGACCAAGGGGAAGAUAGCAGCACAAUGCGGUCACGCGACACUGGCAUGCUAUAAAACCUUCUCACAAGCAGAUCCAAACCACCCCCUCCUGAAGCAGUGGGAAUCUCUGGGCCAAGCCAAGGUGGCUUUGAAGGUCGAUAGCGAAGAUGAAAUGCUUAUGCUUCACGCUCAAGCAGUGAGUCUGGGCCUCUGCGCAAAGGUCAUUCACGACGCAGGUCGUACACAGAUCGCGAGCGGAUCUGCCACAGUCCUGGGCAUUGGUCCUGCGCCAAAGAGCAAGAUUGACCAAGUCACCGGCCAUCUGAAGCUCUUGUGA